Psammomys obesus (fat sand rat) is the source of this 2251-nucleotide messenger RNA. It is a transcript of the gene Lypd5, whose product is annotated as LY6/PLAUR domain containing 5. The transcript is spliced from 4 exons. The record is from RefSeq and is a predicted model, not a curated record. Lineage: Eukaryota; Metazoa; Chordata; Mammalia; Rodentia; Muridae. Gene Ontology annotation, cellular component: plasma membrane. Bases 157 to 714 code for a protein of 185 amino acids.
GGCAGAGGAGGGGAGACACGAAAUGAGCCCUCGACAGAAGGGCACGAGAGAGGAUCCCAGCACGCAAGAGGGCGAGGCCGCAGGAACAGACCUCUGGGUCCUCCUGGGCUGCAGCAGACACUGUCUCGAAGAAAAGGGUACCGCGCCCUGGUGACCAUGGUCCGGAAGGGAUGCUGGACGGGCCCCACCACCGGCCCCAUGCAGUCCAACCAGGAGGCGCUGCCGCCCGACUACGCGGUGGUCCGCGGCUGCGCCACUGACCUCUGCAACGCAGACCUCCAGACCCACGACGCCCUCCCCAACCUGAGCCAAGCGCCCGACCCGCCGACGCUCAGCGGCACUGAGUGCUAUGCCUGCCUGGGGGUCCACCCAGAAGACUGUGCCCCCGAGAGGUCCAGGCGGGUGCAGUGCCACCAGGGCCAGAGUGCCUGUUUCCAAGGCAACGGCAAGAUGACCAUCGGCAACUUCUCGGUGCCCGUGUACAUCCGCACGUGCCACCGGCCCUCCUGCACCACCAUGGGCACCACCAGCCCCUGGACGUCCAUCGACCUGCGCGGCCACUGCUGCCAAGGCCACCUCUGCAACCGGGACUCGGUGACACGGACCCUCCCCGGCGCCACGUCCACCGCCCCUCCCCAGGCUCCCCGGGCCCUGCCGCUCGCUGCUCUGGGGCUGGCCGUCGCUCUGGGGGUGUCCCUGGGGCUCCCGGCAUAGACUGCGCCUCUGGGAUCGCUCCUGUUCUCGCUGCUCUGGCCCCUGAUGUGGGCUCCCUAAAAAAUGACAGGAAAGUAAGAACCCCCUGGCCACAGCCCCCCCCAUUGCUUCUCACUGUCCCCCAAGAGCCAGCUUCCAACGCCACCCCAUGGCCCAGCGCCUUCAGGACAUGAGCCUUUUGUGACCCCGCGGCCAAACCUUGCCACUCACUCUAAAACCCCACUUCUCACAAGAGUGAUGGUGAUCCCAGCCUGUCAUUCCAGCGCCCAGGCUGCUGAGGCAGGAGGGUCACUGCAAGGCCUUCACAAGUUCAGGUCCAGUGAGACCCUGUCAAGCAUGGCAGCUCAGUCCUUUAAUCUCAUCACUGCAGAAGCAGGAGAGUCUCUGAGUUCGAGGCUAGCCUGGUCUACAGAGUGAGUUCCAGGACAGCCAGGGCUACACAGAGAGACUUUGUUUCAAAAGGAAGAAAGGAGAGAGAGAAAGAUCAAAAACUCUGUUUUCUUUUUCCUUUUAGUAUCUCUCUAAAGCAGAAUUGACAUCCUUCCAGCAGCCCCGCUCUUGGGUCUAUUACCCCAACAGAAAUUGGCUCAUGUGUCCCCCAAACUAUGCAGAAUAGCAGGACAGAUAACAGCCACAGCUGGAAACAGCGGAAUGACAGGCGUGGUCAGGCACACAGUGGCGUGAAAGCGGCAGCUGAGUGUCACCUGCCAUGCUGGGAGACUCUCACAAAAACAGUAACACUUGCACUCCUGCAGGCUACAUGGUUUCAAGGUCUAGAGCAGAGAGAGUGCUUAUCUCUGGGGCCGAGUGGCCAGAAUGUGGGUGUUUGGGGGUCUAGGAACACACCGACCCAAUUUUGCUUUUCUGUAUUCACUAAACUUUUUGUUGUUUUCUUUUGUUUUGAGAGAAAAGGUCUCAUGUAGCCCAGGCUAGCCGCAAGCUCUCUCUGUAACCUAGGAUGACCGUGAACUCCUGACCCUCCCGCCUCAACGUGCCAGACACUGGGAUCACAGGUGUGGCCAUCGGGCCUGUCUUUUCUCUUCUUUCCUCCUGUGUAUUGUUUGCAAUAAAAGGCUUAAAAUGUACAAACGUUCUUGAUGGGAAACGGGCAGGUGGAGGGGAAUGCAGGGGACAAUGACACCAACCCAGCUCCUAAGAUUAUCUGUCGGGUGCAAGCAACGGAGCAGGGGCAAGAGUUGGAGUUCUGCCUCCUCGCCGGCGCCUGCAUUUUAGACGGAACAUUAAAUGGCCAGUAUUGAGCCAGAUGAGGCCUCUGAGCCAGGUGAGGUCCCAGCCUCAAAGGUGGGAGGCUGAUGGGCAUCGUGAACCAAGACCAGCCUGGUCUAUAGGUGAACUCAAGGCCAGCCUCGUCUGCAAAGUGAGUUCCAGAACAGCCAGGGCUAUACAGAGAAACUGCCUCAAAAAGAAUUGUUGAUUGUACAUUUAAUUAAAAAAAUAAUAACAUCAUUUCCCCUCCCCCAGGCCCUUUCCAAACUCCUGGGGUUCCCUUCUUUCUCGACGCUGUGCUGUGACAUUU